UUCAACAUCCGUUAUCGUCCAGGAAAACUCAAUGGAGACGCCGAUGCAUUGUCCAGAAUGCCUAUGAAUAUUGACGAUUAUAUGAAAACAUGCAGUGAAGAGGUUAAUCGCGACGCUUUCCAAGCGACUGUUUGUGGAGCAAAAGUACAGGUCGAACAGUUUCAAACAUCUUUGCUCUUUCCUCCUGAGAUUACUCGAGCGGAUGUUAGUUUAAACCAAGCAUCUAUAAAUUUGAAGACAGCACAGAAUGACGACGCAGAUAUUGACCGCGUCAUAACACUUAAAAUAGCGAACACGUAUUUGUCUCCUCAUGAAAGAAAGCAGGAAAGCCACACUGUACAGCAGCUGUUAAGAGAAUGGAAUAAGUUAAAAGUGGGGACUGAUGGAGUUCUGUACCGACUAGCAGGAACAGUCCGUCAAGUUGUACUACCUGGACGUCUACGUCAACAAGUUUAUAAAGAGUUGCAUGAAGAGAUGGGUCAUUUGGGUUCUGAACGCGUUAUUGACUUGGCUCGAGAACGAUUUUUUUGGCCUCACAUGAAACAAGAUAUAACUCACUACGUCACGAAAGUCUGUCAUUGCUUAAAGAGUCGGAAACCCGUAAGAAACCAACGUGAACCAUUACAUCCAAUCGUAACCACCGCACCCUUCCAAAUGGUCUCUAUCGACUACCUUCACCUCGAAACAAGCGUAGGGGGCUAUCAAUACAUCCUGGUUGUUAUGGACCACUUUACGAGGUAUGCUCAAGCUUACGCGACUCGUGACAAAUCAGCCAAGACCGCUGCAGACAAACUCUAUAACGACUUUAUCUUGCGCUAUGGCUUCCCUGAGAGGAUACACCACGACCAAGGUGCUUAG
Paramuricea clavata is the source of this 858-nucleotide messenger RNA. The record is from the annotation of a GenBank genome assembly. Lineage: Eukaryota; Metazoa; Cnidaria; Anthozoa; Malacalcyonacea; Plexauridae.